Chiloscyllium plagiosum (whitespotted bambooshark) is the source of this 3825-nucleotide messenger RNA. Its product is annotated as tyrosine-protein kinase STYK1. Gene Ontology annotation, molecular function: ATP binding; transmembrane receptor protein tyrosine kinase activity. Gene Ontology annotation, cellular component: signaling receptor complex; plasma membrane. Lineage: Eukaryota; Metazoa; Chordata; Chondrichthyes; Orectolobiformes; Hemiscylliidae. The record is from RefSeq and is a predicted model, not a curated record. Gene Ontology annotation, biological process: positive regulation of kinase activity; protein phosphorylation; cell surface receptor protein tyrosine kinase signaling pathway.
CCCCACCUUACAGAGUUGCGUCACAUCCUUCAAACAGGUGAACUGAUUUGCAUCGGUAACUGCACCCUCUCUCUCUCUCUCCCAGGCUCAUCCGAUGUGUAAACAGUGUAAACUCUAACCAGAGACGGAGCAGAGAAACAAGGAGACAGUAUCAAUUGUCAAGGAUGCACAUCUCUUGAGUGAGAAUUCUGCCGCGAACAUUUUGCAAAUAAUCACAAGAGUGGAUUGGGGAUGUGCAGAGUGAAUGGAAACUGACAGGAAUCCGUGAUUCUGCUGCAGAAUAAACGCUAUAAACUCCACUCAUCUCCCUCCGAGAGCAGAUCCUGCCCACCGUGUGCUCAAGUCUAAUGAGCCUCCAGUGUAAUUUCAGCACCUCGAAUCGAUGUAAUGCGAAUGGUGUAAACAAUGGGGUUAUCAUCAUCCCAGUGAUCCUUGGCUUCUCGUCUGUAGUUCUGAUCAUUAUUGUCAUCUGGAAGACGUGCAAGAUGAAGAAAGAAAAGGAGCGUGCUCCAGUCAUACUGCUGCAAGAUAAACCCAAUCCUGCAAAACGGUUGGAGAAUGAAUACGAAUCGAUGACAAAUGCAACAGAACAGAUUCUGGCAGCCAGGGAUCCCUCUUUCCAACGAUGGGAGAUCCCACCGGAAAAUCUGACUGGGAAUUUGGAAUAUAUGCAGAGUGGAACUUAUGGACCAAUAUACAAGGCUAACAUCCUCUCCACAGAUGGGUCUGGAGAAGUGAAAGCUGUAUUCAAAUCUCUCCAUGACAAUGCAAAUGCAAAGGAGAUUUUGGAAUACUUGGACUUUGUGAAGUUCCACAUGAAAGUUUGUAACCAUGAUUCCAUUGUGAAACUGCUGGGCUGCAGGACAGAGAAACUACCCCUCUACAUCUUUCUGGAGUAUGUGAGCAGGGGCUGCCUAUUGCAUUCAUUGUGGCAAUUACGUGAGACUGCAGCUGAAUCUGGGGAAGUAGUGCUGAAUCUCACAGAGAAAAGUAUGUACAGCAUUGCAAAGCAAGUAGCGUGUGGAUUGGAUUAUCUGACCACAAAGCAUAAAGUAAUCCAUGGGGAUAUUGCUGCCCGGAAUAUUUUGAUCCAUGAGGAUUUAACUGUUAAACUCGCUGGUCUGAGCCUGGCCUUUGAUGUUUACAAAACUGGAACGUUGUCAUCCCACAGAGCAGCACAGGUUCCAAUUAAAUGGCUUGCACCCGAAAGGGUCAUAAAGCGACCAAUCACAGAAAAGAGUGACACGUGGUCAUUUGGGAUCUUUCUGUAUGAAGUAGUUACUUUAGGAGCUCCUCCAUAUCCUGAGUUUCAGCCACUGGAAAUCUUCCCAAAGCUGCAAAGAAAUUACAGAAUGCCCAAACCGUCCAACAGCAGCAAUGCACUAUAUGACUUGAUGAAACAGUGCUGGCAGUGGAAACCAUAUGAAAGGCCAAACUGGUCUGAUUUGACUAACAAACUGGAGGCCUUGAUGAGCAAUGCUGAUGAAAUUAAGUUGCUGCAAGUAGCUGAUGAGCUGGACCUUAACCAGUACAAACAAGCUGCUGGGGUUUUCUGACUGAGGAAUGAGGCUAUGGGUAAAUUGUCAACAGAUGUGUGAAAGCAAGUGCUCGAUUGAAGACCACAAUGAACAAUAAGCUGAAUAGCAGAAUUCUUGCCUCGCUGGAGAAAAUGGGAAUUGCUAACUUGGUGAAAGCUUUGAAUACACUUUGACUGAAUGCUAUUUUAUAUGAUCGAAGACUUUGAGGUACUAUCAGCUGAGGUAACUAAGCAACAGCAAGUUGCUGUGCUCUCCAGGGAAUUUCUUGUGACGGCUGAAUCUUCAGUUUAAUAUGGAACCAGUUCACUUCCAAAAGCAGCAUGAAUGCUCUUUGAUGUUUGGCAAUAGCAGAGAAUGGAAUGUUCUAGAAGACUACAUGACUGUUGCAGUCAGGGCAGUGUACCAAUUAACCGAGACUAAGAAUAGUUCAGGAUGUAACCAAUAAAAGCUGUCUGUAAGUCCUAAAGUAAUGAUCAGCAAUGGGCAGAAUCCAUAGUUAAAGGUCCAUUAAUGCAAAGGUUUGUUUUAAACUAUUGCCUGUACUUGUUAAUCUUACUGCUCACAAUAGCAUACAUUCUCUAAACAACUUCAAACUGAGGGAGGGAAAGUCACCUGAUUUGUGACUUUCAACAAAUCCGCCACUGAAAGAUGUGAUGCUGUGAAAAUUCUCCCUGUAUUUUUAAUAAAUAAUAAGGCACACUAAGGGCAGUUUGUGGGGACUUUGGGAAGGGACAGUUACAAAUGAGGGGAGAAUCUAGUGAUUUUGUAUUAUUAUCCUGGUGCAUUUUUCUGAAUAUAUGGGAACUGCUGCAUUUUAAAAGAAUACAUCUGUAUUUGAAAGGUACAGACAAGAAAUUUAAAUUGGAUUUUAAAAAAAGUUAAAUUAAAUCUGAUUACUUCUCCACACUUGAGUAAUACUAAUAUGUUGGAAGUAGGAACACUGCAGUCAGUAUGAAACAGCUAAUAGCACGGGUCUACCUUUUUAUCUGUUUUUACUUAUGAUUACACCUUUUCUUUCUUCUCUUUUCCCCAACAAACCCUUCUGAUUGAUCAUCGAUAGAGAAUCACAGUAGACAUUUCUAUCCUUUAUUUAUUUGUGGCAGUGAAGGCCUCAGCUGACAUUAUGACCUCCAGUGGGAUUAAGACUUGAGAUUUUGGAGCCAUAAGCACUGAAUCAGCAUUGGGCUACCAUUGUGCUGAAUGUUACCAACUGCUAAAUCCCUUUAAAUUAAUUCUUUUGCUGAUAGUGGGCACUGCCAAAUGGACAGACCUUUGAGGACUGAUUGCAGCUGUAAAAUAUAAUGCCUCAUGACCCUCAGUUGAAGGUCACAUUUUCUAAAUUGCUGCCUGUUGCUCAUCAAUUAUCCCAAUCCCCUCAUUUUUACUCCAGGGUCAUGCACUGUCUGGGAAAUUACACUGGGGUCACUCCUGAGGUUGUGGAGGUGGGGAGCAGGGGGAUGGGUUGAAGGAAGAGAGGCAGGGAACACACUCUAACCUAACUAAAUGAAUUCCUGACCUGCAGAAGAGCAACUCGCUCCAUACAGACCAGGAAUGGUACCUGGCAACUGAAGGUGUGGCUAAAUUUACACUGCUCUACUGUUGCUACCUUUUAUCUUUACAAAAUGGGAAAGUUUCAUGUUCACCCCAGGGUUGCUAUGUGGAGUAUAUCUGUAAUCUUAGAAUAUGGCUGAUCAUGAUCUAAAAGCAUUGGGUGACAUGUCAGCCAAUCUUUGAGCUCUUGGACUGGGUUAGUAAUGAACACUCAAUACAGUUUAUGGUCAUUCUCAGUUCACUGUUGUUCUUGCAGAGUUUCCUAAAGGAAGGAUUCUUAACUUUAUUUUGCAGGUGACCUGCAGAAUGCCAUCUUAACUUAGUUAGUAUCUCUUCGAUCCAACUGCUACAGUAGUUGGUGACACUAGACUGCGUAGGUUUUUACAAGCAGCUUGGCUAGUGGGUGAACACACCAACUUAAUUCAAAAACAUAAUGUUAAACAUUAAUACAACAAUAAACAAAUGAAAAGAAACCUUGGCCUGAGUUUAGCUAUUGGUAAUUAAUGCUAAACAAAAUGUUUCUUUAAAUCGUGCUAUAACCAACAUAGCAAAGACUAUAGGCCCUGAAAACAUGCCGGUAGUGGUACUGAUGACUUGCACUCCAGAAUGAAUCAUAACUCUAGCCAAGUUGUUUCUGUGCAACUGCAAUACUGGCAGUGAGUCAAUCAAAUUGUCCAGGUAUGUAGUCCAUGAAAUAGAAUCCCUACAGUGUAGAAAAAGGCCCUUCAGCCCAAUA